AUGUUCUCCCCUCGUCCGGCCGGUUUGCUCCGGAUCCUCCACGUGCUCUGGCCUUCCCUCACUGCUACCGCGUGCAUUGAUCCGCCCUGCGCCUCAUACGGGCGAUCUCUCUCCGAUUCUCCGCGUGGAGUCGGGGGGCAGCAUCCACAACGGUCACAUGCUCUCUGCCGCACUCUCAUGGCUCUGAGUCAUCGUAACGGUUGCUCGCUCUACUGCUCGUUCUCAGGUGCCGCUCUGUUCGUACUUAUUCUGCUCCGUGGCCGCUCUUUGCCGUCGUUCUGA
Messenger RNA from Knipowitschia caucasica, 282 nucleotides. Lineage: Eukaryota; Metazoa; Chordata; Actinopteri; Gobiiformes; Gobiidae. The record is from the annotation of a GenBank genome assembly.